UUGUGGCCAUCAGGAAUCACCAGACCACAUGAUAUGUAUAAGUUGAACUUGUAAGAGAUAGGAUAGGGCUUAGUGUCCAGAACAAGCCAUGGCUACCGCAAGCUCACAUCUAUUACUCCACACUCUCUCACCCCGUCGCGUGCACAAUGGCCUUUCUCCCUCCUGCAAGUUCACCACUAGUUCUAAACCUGCUCCGCCAGCUCGCACCGUGGCAUUCACCGGCCGGAGAAAUUUGUUGUUCUUGUUGACGGCAACCACGACACUGAAGGCCGUGGAACUGCCGUCAACGGCCGCCGACAUUCCGCUGUUUGGACUGAGAAAGAGGCUUGUUGAAGUGGAGGAGGUAGCGGAGGAGAAGCUCAAGGAAGGAAUCGAGACAGCGGAGAAGGAGGUCGAAACGGUGGAGAAGGAGAUCGAAACGGUGGAGAAGGAGAUCGAAUCCGGGGGGUUGGCCCAGGCUGGUGCGGUGGCGGUGGCAGAGUUUAUUGGGGUCGUGGUUGCUACUUCUGUUGUGAAUGGUAUUUUGGGGCCUGAAGCUCAGAAAUCAUGAAACUCAAUUGCUACCUGUAUCUAACCCACCUAUGAAUCCAUUCAGCGUUGUCAUUAAAAUGUAUCAAAUCCACCGCUAUAGUCUCUUUUUUUCAUUUUA
Molecule: messenger RNA, 649 nt
Organism: Cornus florida
Lineage: Eukaryota; Viridiplantae; Streptophyta; Magnoliopsida; Cornales; Cornaceae
Exons: 1
Coding region: 89-550 (153 amino acids)
Cellular component (GO): chloroplast thylakoid
Source: RefSeq, a predicted model, not a curated record